AUGGAGAAUGAUUGUUACAUGUUUUUUCAAAAAUGCAACAAAUGUCAAGUGAACGGCGAUUUGAUACGAGUUCCGCCUCAUGAACUUAAUGAUAUGAGUUCACCUUGGCCGUUUCUAGCUUUGGGUAUGGAUGUCAUCGGUCCAAUAGAUCUAGAUGCUUCAAAUGGACACAAAUUAAUUUUGGUUGCUAUUGCUUAUUUCACCAAGUUGUUGGAAGUAACUUCUUACAAAUUGGUAACCAAGAAAGUUGUGCCAGAUUUUGUUCGUAACAAACUGAUAUGCAGAUUUGGAGUGCCAGAAACCAUCAUUAUUGAUAAUGGUGCAAAUCUCAACAGUCACAUGAUGAUAGAUACCUGUGAACAGUUUAAGAUCAAUCAUCGGAAUUCAGCUGCUUAUCGUCCCCAAAUGAAUAGAGUUGUAGAGGCUGCCAACAAAAAUAUCAAGAAGAUCUUGAGGAAGAUGAUUGACAAUCACUGA
Molecule: messenger RNA, 477 nt
Organism: Solanum lycopersicum (tomato)
Lineage: Eukaryota; Viridiplantae; Streptophyta; Magnoliopsida; Solanales; Solanaceae
Source: RefSeq, a predicted model, not a curated record